AUGGCAUCAACAUUACCAUUCGAGAUCAUUUCCAACAUUGCAGACUUACUUCCUAAAGAAGACCUAAUUCAUUGUAUUCGGGUUUGCAGAGCAUGGGUUACACCAGUUCAAGAGGUGCUAUGGCACACAAUAAAGAUCAAUAGCCCUACGAAACUUAACGCGAUUUGUUACAUACUCGCUAGCAAGAAUAAUACGAGUGGAAUCAAUCAUUAUACACGAAAGUUAUUAUUGGUGGAUGGCCUUGAAACGAGCGAUACUCAGCUUCAUCUUAUUCAGUGUCAUUUUCAGAAUCUACAGCACCUCUUCAUAGAAAGAAAGUGUCUAAGCGAUCAUGAGUUUGGAAAAAUGGCUGAUUGGAAUAUGUGGAAAUUACUUGAAGAGCUGGAUAUCGACUUGGAUGGAUUGGACUCAGUUAAUGCAAAGGACGAGUUUCUCAAGAUUCUAUCCUGUUUACCUAGCCUUGUAAGCUUGAAUCUUACUCAAUUCUGGCAAAAGAGAAACUUGGCAUUUGAGUUGGGCGACUUUGAAGAGAUUCAUACCCAUUUACCACGCUUAAAAAAUAUGUCUCUUUCAAUCGAUAUACAUGUCUUGUCUGAUGAAGACUGGCCUUGCAUUCUUGCCGCAGAGCCAGCUCUGGACCUUACCCACUUUAAGCUUAAAUUCGGUUGCAUGAGCUAUCGAUGGUUAUUCUAUUUCGCACGCAAGUACCCAAACAUAUGCAAUCUUGAAUCAGAAUUUUUUGAACACUACGCGCGCUCAAAGGAGGGUGAAGAUGAGGCUAUCAUGAUGUUCUCAAACGCUCCAUCACUAUUCUCUCACUUGAACACUGUUGACCUUAACACCGCGGGAUAUUUUGAGCGAAUACACACUCUAUUUUGGAAGAUUUCUCAAGCGAUUGACAUGCCAAUUAAAAAUCUUAGCCAUGCAUUGGUUAUAUCUCCAAAGAAGGCUUAUCUGGUUGAAGAGUCAGUUAAUAAAUACACGCAUUCAUUUUCUUCUACUCUUGAGACGCUUUCGAUGAGAUCCACUGUCCCUUCCAGUCAUCUACGGCCCAUUACACCAGAGUUCGAAUACUGCCCCCGUCUAGUUGAAUUAAAUCUCGACAAAUGUUUUUCGUCAAUAGAUUUGGAUUUUAUCUUGAGUCGUUGCAAGGCAUUAAAGAUGCUGAAGAUGAAAACGAACCUGGUUACAAUCACCGUAGAUGCACAUUAUACACCCGAAAGGCACAGUCUACAAGAGAUUCAUAUAUCUGGUGCAAGUAUUGGUUCGCAUGUCUUGAGCUAUCUAUCAUUCCGUUGCAGACAGCUCAAUUCUAUGUAUCUUGACAACGUAAAAAUAUUGGGCAAUCUCUGUCCAGAAUCAAAAAAUAUCAGGAUCAAAAUGCCUUACACUAGCCUAAAGGUUCUCUAUUGCGACUAUCUUUCAUUUCAUCCAGCCGAAGAUCCCAGGAUAAAUGACAACAUGAUUUCUAUUCUACUCAUUAAUCAGACAGGAAAUUCCCAAUUUCCGGAUGAAGAUUUUAUAAUAGAAGAUAUUGUUGCUCACAAUCCCCCGUAUUCUGCCAAGCUUGGUUGGUAUCUCAUAUCCCGACAUCCUGUGCCUACAGACAGCAAGCGUUUUGAAAUGCGAAGGCUUCAAAAAGAAGAAACUGAACGUGCAACCGAGUGCUUUAUUAAGUCUCAGAAAAGGCUCGAUUUAUCUAGUAAUACAGAUAUCCAACACCCCGGUAUAAAACACAGAUUUGAGUAUGAGUUUGAUAAACGUCUUACUAAUGGAUAUGCGACGAUAAUAUUUAAGGAUAUUGCCGAUAUAUAUGUAAAACCAAAUGUAGCCAAAGUUACUUGGGCUAAAAUAAAAUAA
Messenger RNA from Phycomyces blakesleeanus NRRL 1555(-), 1860 nucleotides. RefSeq lists its product as hypothetical. Gene Ontology annotation, molecular function: protein binding. NCBI's taxonomy places the organism in Eukaryota, Fungi, Mucoromycota, Mucoromycetes, Mucorales, Phycomycetaceae. The coding region runs from base 1 to 1860 and encodes 619 amino acids. The record is from RefSeq and is a predicted model, not a curated record. The transcript has a single exon.